Messenger RNA from Magallana angulata, 543 nucleotides. RefSeq lists its product as uncharacterized. Lineage: Eukaryota; Metazoa; Mollusca; Bivalvia; Ostreida; Ostreidae. Bases 1 to 543 code for a protein of 180 amino acids. The record is from RefSeq and is a predicted model, not a curated record. The transcript has a single exon. Gene Ontology annotation, molecular function: nucleic acid binding; zinc ion binding.
AUGUAUGACGAUGAAAAACCAGCUAGUAAAGAAGAUAUCUCUCAACUCAUGGCCCCUUUGGACGGAAUUCGAAACAAUCUGAUAUCCAUCACCAAUGAAUUGAGUGAAACCAGACAAAAUAUCACCAAAGGUCUACAGACUCUAAGCAAAGAAGUAAGUGAAAUCAGAAUUGAGACCAGGAAUAAGACAGCUGAAAAAAAAGCAACACCGCCGACCAGGAAAACAAAUCCCUGUUAUAUCUGUAAAGAACUAGGACAUUGGGCCCCUAAAUGUCCACAAAAGCAGGAUCCAGCCAAAAAAGAGCAAGAUCCACAAAAGCAGGAUUCUACUAAAAAAAGCAAAGACAAAGAUCCGUGGUAUAUUUGUCAUAACCUGGGACACUGGGCUUCCGAAUGCACUGACAAAGAAAAAAAUCCACCCAGCGGUAACAAGGAAAAACCAUCAAACCCGAAGAAACAGAGUCUGAAAAGAGAAAAUGUCAUCCCCAACAACAGUGAACCUCCUAAGAAAAAGGCAAAGCUGGCUGUCCCCAAGAAAAAGUGA